ACUUCCUCAUAGUUAACCACAUUUAAAGAUGUCUAAAUCCAAGAACCAUACCGCCCACAACCAAAGUAAGAAGGCUCACAGAAACGGUAUCAAGAAGCCAAAGACCAACAGAUACCCAUCUUUGAAGGGUGUUGACGCCAAGUUCCGUAGAAACCACAGAUACGCUUUACACGGAACUGCUAAGACUUUGGCUAAGGCUCGUGCUGAAAAAUCCGCUUAAAUUUAAUGGAGUUUACUUGUACAAUGUCAUAUAAUUUAUGUUAAUAUUUAGAUUUACGGGUUUUUUACGUUCGAAUAAAACUUUCACAU
Yamadazyma tenuis ATCC 10573 is the source of this 309-nucleotide messenger RNA. The record is from RefSeq and is a predicted model, not a curated record. Lineage: Eukaryota; Fungi; Ascomycota; Pichiomycetes; Serinales; Debaryomycetaceae.